Molecule: messenger RNA, 883 nt
Organism: Hyaloscypha bicolor E
Lineage: Eukaryota; Fungi; Ascomycota; Leotiomycetes; Helotiales; Hyaloscyphaceae
Exons: 2
Coding region: 194-883 (229 amino acids)
Biological process (GO): proteolysis
Molecular function (GO): serine-type endopeptidase activity
Source: RefSeq, a predicted model, not a curated record
CCGGAAAAUAAAGAUUGCUUUGAUCGAUACCGGUGUAGACCUUUCUGAUCCCCUCAUACUGCCAGAGCAUGUCAAUGGAAGAAUCAAGGGGCAAAGCUGGGUUGGGUCUAACCCUAAUGAUUUCAGCGACUCCUGUGGCCAUGGCACGCAUCUUGUGCGAUUAGUUCUCCAGGUCAACAAGACAGCAGACAUCAUGGUGGCCAAGGUCUCGGAGGAUAAAGAGUUCAAGGAAGGAGAUUCACUGAAGAUAGCUCAGGCUAUCCGGUGGGCAGUCAAGGAGGAUGCAGACAUAAUCUCUCUCUCCUUGGGGUUCAAGAGAGACAUCCCCGUGAUUGAUGCUGAACUUGAAGACGCUAUCAAUCCAGAAGAAGGAAACGAAAACACUAGACCUAGGGUCGUCUUUGCUGCGGCAUCCAACUGGGGCUACAACUUCCCACUAGCAUUCCCGGCUUGCAAGUACGGCGUCUUUUGUGUUUAUUCUGUGAAUGGAUUUGGGUUUGAUGGAAAAUUCGCUCCGAAGUACUCCACGCACAACGAAGCAGACCCUGACAAGCUACCGCCCUUUGCGACCCUGGGAGUCGCCAUUGAAUCGGAAUGGAAAGGAGAGAAAGUGUGGCUGACCGGAACCUCAUAUGCGGCUCCAAUUGCCGCUGCAAUUGCGGGCAACAUAAUAGAGUUUGCGCGGCGGAACCUAAAUCUAGAUGACUAUAAGUGGAGGCAUAUUUCAUCUUUCAAAGGGAUGAGAGGCGUUCUUCAUCUCAUGUGUAUGAAAGGGGACAGUGAAGAUUUCACCUACCUGGCACCGUGGCAUCUUGCGCGGAAUGGGUAUAACACCAAGAAAGAUAUCGGCGACGCAAUCAAGCGCCGCAUUGGUUAUGCCUGA